Messenger RNA from Scheffersomyces amazonensis, 1776 nucleotides. RefSeq lists its product as uncharacterized. Gene Ontology annotation, molecular function: protein binding. The coding region runs from base 1 to 1431 and encodes 476 amino acids. The record is from RefSeq and is a predicted model, not a curated record. Lineage: Eukaryota; Fungi; Ascomycota; Pichiomycetes; Serinales; Debaryomycetaceae. The transcript has 2 exons.
AUGGCUUCCUUUGAUGAAAGUGAUAUCCGUCAUAUUCCAUUAACAAAGGCUCACUUCUUUGAUGCUUAUUCAAAAGGUAAAUGGAAUCUUUCUCAAGUCCCAUGUCCACCUUGUUUAGAAAAUGAUGGAUUUAUGCAAGCACCUCAAUGUUAUAAUGAAUCAUCUCGUACCAAGCCAGUAGAGAAAUAUAAGAAAUUAGAUCAUUGGAAUGAAAAAUGGUUAUUUAAAAAAUUAAUAAUGAGAUUACGAAAGACAUUUGAAGUUUCUGGUGUGUCUAUUUCUUUAAUUGAACAUAAAAAGACUUUGGUUAAGAUUGAAACGUUACUUGAAUUAACUGAGAUACCUCGAGAAAUUUCCCUUGAUUCUCAUGCUAUCCUUUCUCAAGGUUAUUUUUUAUUACUUGAUGCUACUAAGGAUUGGAGAACUUCUAGGAAUCCACUUGUUAGUGGGAUACCUUAUAUUAAAUUUUAUUGUGGAGUACCUUUAAUAACUGCAAAAAAUGAAAUUAUUGGAGUUUUAUCUAUUUUUGAUUCAUCUCCCAAGAUUGAAUUCCUGGAUGAAAAUCGUAAGAAACUUCAAAGUUUUGUUAAAGAAAUUAUGACUUUAUUAGAUUCUCCAUUAGAUCAAUUAAGAGCAAUCCAAAGAAAAUCUAAAGAUAGUAUAUCUCAACUUACAAGUGAAUUAAAUGAUUUAAGUUUAAAAUUAGGAAGAGCAACAUCAACAAAAUCACAAUUAAUGACAGUUUUUGAAAAGGAUGGUUCCGGUAGUCCUUAUUCUCAAAAUCAUAAUUUCAGAUUCAUGAAGAUUUCAAAAAGAGAUAAGAACAAUGAUGAUGGUAAGUUUGAUGAAAAGAAAUUAUGGGAUAAAUUAGUAAAGACGGGAUCAUUAAAGAGUGCAGCUUCAACUUUAGCAGUAACAUUAUCUAAUCAGUUCAAAAAGUCAUUUGUUUAUGUAUUGGAAAUUAGGAUUGCUGAACCAUAUCAAAUUCCAUCUGAAUUCUUUCCAAAUAGUGAAAAUAAGAUUGAGGCAGAGAAUUAUAGAUAUGCUAAUAAACUAAUAAAACAAGCUAAAUCUGAAAAUGAAUUUAUGACAAGAAUAAUUGGCUUUCAUGGUUCUUCAAAUAAUACCUUAAGUUUAGAAAAUAGUUUUCUUUAUGAAGCUUUUACAUCCGAAUUCGGUAUAAAUUAUACAAAUCCUAAAGGAAAUACCAUGUUUAAUAGUGGGAUAAUAAUGCCCUUUUAUAGACAUAAUUCAAAACUUGUUAGAAAGACUAAAGAUAAAGAUAAGAAAUUGAUAGAUGUUUAUUUACGUAGUGGAGGGUACUUGAUUUUAAUGCUUAGUGAAUCAAUUGAUUCUACGCUCACAAAUGAAGACUUAUCAAGUAUAUUUAUGCAUACUGCUAUAUUAAGAAAAAUUUAUAUAACUAGUUAGGGUUUAAUUUUACAUACCAUGUUCUCUCAUUAACUCCAUUUGAUAGUCUUCAUCUUCUUCAAACUCUUGUUCAUCUAUUGAUGGGACAUUACCAGCUUGACUACUUACAUUUAUCAGUAGAUAUUCUUCGUCAUUAUCAGAAAAGAUAUCUUCUUCAUUUUUAUCGGUAUUUGAAGGUACUGGAUCUGAAGUUGGAUUUUGUGACGGAGUAUGGUAUAAAUCGUCAUCAUCAUCAACGAAAAGACCAUUUGAAGUGUGAUUAAUGCUGUUAUCAUUGUUAUUAUCAUUAUUAUUAUUAUUACUAUUACUAUUAUUAUUAUUAUUAUUAUUAUUAUUAUUAUUAUU